AUGAUAUACCAAAAUCAAUAUCAAACAUGUGGAGGUAAAAAAGAAGAAUUCGAAGACUUUAGAACAUGUGCAAUCAGAGAAGCACAAGAAGAAAUCAAUUUGAAAUUGAUAAUAGAAAGGAUACAAUUAAUCCUAAAACAUACUUAUUAUUCGCACAAUAAGUCAGGGACAAAACCAACAACAAACAAAGAUUACCAAGAAGAUAGAAUUAAUCAAGCUAACUUGGUACAAAUACCAACAUAUCUAUAUUGGGUACAAUAUAAUGAAUUAAACCAAAUCAAGAAUAAUGAACCAUUGAAACAAUCAAAUCUUGAAUGGCGAGAUUAUGAACAAUGUAAACACUUAGUGUUCACGCCAACAUUAACUGAUAACAUGACAAAAAUAUUCAAAGAAUAUAUUCCCAAAUAUGUUGAAGAAUACUCCAAAAGAGGAAAGGUGACAAGAGAUCCUUAUCAAAUCAACCAAAAAAGGAAAUAUCCAAAGAAUCAAAGAAAUUAA
Messenger RNA from Cetraspora pellucida, 498 nucleotides. The record is from the annotation of a GenBank genome assembly. Lineage: Eukaryota; Fungi; Glomeromycota; Glomeromycetes; Diversisporales; Gigasporaceae.